AUGCCGUCACUAUUCGAAGAAUUAUCAAAUGAAUUGUUUAUGGAAAUUUUUGAAUACAUCAAUAGCUACGAUCUUUAUUCGAUUUUUAAUGAUUUGAACGCACGAUUACAAAAUGUCGUUCGUUAUAUGCCGGUGUACAUUAAUUGUUUAAAUGUGAGAAAAUUCAGAUUUGACCAUUACAUGAAUAUCAUUAUUCCCUCAAUAACGACACAAAUAGUUUCAAUUCAAUUAUCCAACAGAGAUACACCGGGUCAAAUUGAUUCAUUUUUCUCGUCGUUUUCACUUAAAAACUUUGUCCGUUUAAAAUCGCUAACAUUGAUAAAGGUGACAUCAAACGAGACAAUGAACAAAAUUUUAAUGAAUCUAUCAUUUGUGAAACAUUUAUCCUAUUUAUCUAUUAUUGAUUCGGGUUUUAUCGCUAAUGAUAUACAUGAAAAUAUGUGUAAAAUCAUAUUUGUUGACAGAUAUUUUAAAUAUUUAACAUAUUGUCAAUUAUCGUAUUAUAAAUUACCAUCAACAAUAACAACAUCAAUACCAACUUGUAACAUAAAACAAUUGACGAUUCGUCUUAACUACUUUAAUGACUUAGUAUCUUUGCUUGAUCGAUGUCCUCAAAUUCAAAAAUUAACAGCUGCUAUACCCUAUAAGGCAUUUAUUACGGAAAAUGAAGAGAUUAUUUCAAUAUAUCCAGUAACAAGUUUACGGUAUAUGAAAUUAGAUCUCGGUUAUCAUAUAUUAUUUAAUAAAUUUGAAUUAUUAUGUGAAAAAUUACCAAAUAUAAAAUAUUUAUCAUGUUCAGCACUUGGCUUGUCGUUUACAGAUGGUGAACGAUGGCAAAACCUUAUAAUGACAUGUUUUCCUUCAUUAUUCGAAUUUGAUCUGUUAUUUGAAGUUGGUUAUACUAGCUCAUCUGCUAUCGAUAUUACAAAUAUAAUUAAAAAAUUUCAAACACAAUUUUGGUUAGAUAGAAAUAAGUAUUUCAUUUGUGAUUAUCGUGAUCAACGCAUGCUAGCACUCUAUUCAACACCGUACAAUAAGACAGUUACUGCACCUCUCAUGAAUAUAUACGAAACCACGUCUUCAGUCAUGAUGAUUUAUGAUAAAGUGGAAAAAUUAUUUUUAAAGUUUUCAACGACAAGACAUUUGAAUACACAACGAAUAUAUCCAAAUGUUUCAACCUUAAUAUUACUAAAUGAAGAUGACAAGGGAGAAAUUUCGACCAUACCGUUUCCAUCGUCACCAUUCGUUUCUGAUAUUGGUAAAAUCAUUGUGUGGGAAAACAUACGAAAUUUAAGUUAUUUAUGUUACAACUAUGAACUCAUGGUAGAUAUAAUGAAAUAUGCAACAAACAUAACGUCGCUUGACUUAUGUGUUGACUAUUUUAAGAAUAUGUUAAGUGACAACAUCUGUCCAUUAUUCAUUAAUAUCAAAAGAUUAGAACUGGUCGAUGGUCGAUUUGAGAUGAAUACAAUUGAAAAAUUGUCGAAAUUGUUUCCACAACUUGAACAUUUAACAAUAGAUAUUGAAAAUAACUACGAACUUUAUACAAUUUUACCGUUAUUAGUGGCAAAUAUUCGUAAUAUGAGUUAUUUGAGUAUCGAGAUUCAUUCAAACACACGCUCAAGAGAUCAAAUUGAAUAUUGGUUAAGAUCGAAUAUACUCUUCAUUAAUUUCAGUAUUGAAUUCAAUGAAUUUCGCUUGAGACUGUGGAGCAAAUAA
This is a messenger RNA of Didymodactylos carnosus, 1719 nucleotides long. NCBI's taxonomy places the organism in Eukaryota, Metazoa, Rotifera, Eurotatoria, Philodinida, Philodinidae. The record is from the annotation of a GenBank genome assembly.